Molecule: messenger RNA, 1128 nt
Organism: Setaria italica (foxtail millet)
Lineage: Eukaryota; Viridiplantae; Streptophyta; Magnoliopsida; Poales; Poaceae
Product: vacuolar protein sorting-associated protein 2 homolog 3
Exons: 11
Coding region: 135-773 (212 amino acids)
Biological process (GO): endosome transport via multivesicular body sorting pathway; late endosome to vacuole transport; protein transport
Cellular component (GO): ESCRT III complex; multivesicular body
Source: RefSeq, a predicted model, not a curated record
CUCAACUGCCAGCGUACGACGAAACGGGGCAAAAAGAAAACAAAUAAAAUCAUCCCCACACGCGUACGCGGCAUCCUCCUCGGUGCUCUUCCUCCCGGCGACGACGAAGACGAACGCACCGCGGCGAGUCAGCCAUGAAUCCCUUCGCGAAGAAGCCAACGCCGCGAGAGGUGAUGCGGAGCAGCAAGCGAGACCUGACGAAUGCUACACGAGGGAUUGAGAGAGAUAUUGCGUCACUACAACAAGAGGAGAAGAAGCUAGUUGCUGAAAUUAAAAGGACAGCAAAAACUGGCAAUGAGGCAGCAACGAAAAUUCUAGCCCGGCAGCUGAUCAGGUUAAGGCAGCAGAUUUCUAAUUUGCAAGGUAACCGAGCUCAGAUUCGGGGGAUUGCGACUCAUACUCAGGCAAUGCAUGCCAACACUUCAGUGGCUACUGGUUUACAAAGUGCAAGCAAAGCAAUGGGAGCUUUGAAUAAGCAAAUGGCACCUGCCAAGCAGACGAAAAUAAUGCAAGAAUUCCAAAAGCAGUCAGCUCAAAUGGAUAUGAUGAAUGAGAUGAUGUCUGAUUCAAUUGAUGAUGUCUUAGACGACGAUCAGGCUGAGGAAGAGACUGAAGAACUUGCUAAUCAGGUUCUGGAUGAGAUUGGUGUCGACAUUGCCUCACAGUUGUCCUCGGCUCCUAAAGGAAAAAUUGCUGGAAAGAAGGUUCAGGUUGAUGACAGUUCGGAAUUGGAGGAACUAGAGAAGAGGCUGGCUGCUCUAAAAAAUCCAUAAGGCGACACCUGUUUGCAAUCCUCCCCUUAUGCACAUAGUCUGCCUGCCAUGUACGGUGUACCUAGAUUACACAUCUUCAUUAAACAUUAGAAGACAUUGUGUUUUGUAAAUAUUGGAUGGAAGAUGAUCCAAGCCCCAAGUUUUUUUGAUGAAUCGAUGUUGCUGCAGUUCCCAUACAUGCUAUUGCUAUCUUGCAAAAGAUGGGGCUGUGUGUGCUUCCUUAACGGUGACAUGAUUCGGAGUUAAGAGAGAGCAUUACGGCAACAAUACACGGUUUGUGUAAUCGGGCAAAGUCAUAACAUUUUACAUGACGAUUAUUUUACAUGAUAGCCUGUUUGUUUUGUGAUCGUUUGUU